UAAAGAACCACGCGGGGGAGAGAAGCAAUCCGGCCUCGCGCACUUAGUGUCACGUUAAAGUUAAACAUGUUACACUUUGGAAGCCGAAAUGUACGAGUCACGUCUGAACAGGCGCAGUUCAGACGUGACAACGCGGAUGGUUCAGGUCAAAGCAGCUUGUGAUGUAGAAAUGAAGAUUCAUGAAAAGAUUGUCACCUCUUUUGAAUCUUGCACCUCACAAGUGGACAAAGAAGGGUACCUCUUCAAGAAGGGUGAAAUAAAGACUUCCUAUCAGAAGCGCUGGUGUGUGCUGAAGGGGAACCUCCUCUUCUACAAGGACCGGCCGUCUGACCGGGAAGUGACGGGAGUGAUUGUUCUGGAGGGCUGCAUCGUCCAGCUGUGUGAGUCCGAGGAGCAGUUUGCCUUCUCGCUCGUGUGGAGCGACCCGGGACUGCGGACGUACAAGUUUGCUGCCGAGGACCAGGCCAGUCAGGAGAGCUGGAUCAAAGCCCUGCUGUCAGCCAACCACAGCUACCUGGCCCUGCUGGUGAUGGACCUGGAGAAGAAGUACAUAGAUGCCUUAGGGGAGUUCUCCAGUGAACCAGCCAACCCGUUCAGCAGGCCAACUUUCAGCACUCCGGAGGCGAGAUAUCCUGCAGCCCAGCAGAGCACAAAAUCUGCAACACUGCCUUCGAAUGCAGCAACCGAUGUCGGAGCAGGACCCAGUCUGAGCUCCACUCUGAUGCUACCCACGACCAUUUCGUCCAAGACAGCCAGUAAGAGAUCUCCCAAACUCUGGCCCAAGAGGAGCGCCAAUGUUGUGCCUGUUAACACUCCUGCUCCGCCUUUGGGGGAGUGGGCAGGGGUCUGUUUAGGCACCAAGGAGGAUUUUACUAAGUUGCAUGAAGAUUUUGGAAAAGAGGUGAAGGAACUGAUUGUUGAUUGGUCGAAGAGGGGACAAGCUGAUGCCGUUGUUCAGGAGGGAAACUUAAUAGAUUUUGGAUGAAAAGUGUGAAGUAAAACAAUGUCUGAACUUUAAUUUCAAUAACUGUAGUUGCAUUACAAAGCUACAGUAUUAUGUAUAUAUGAAUUGGAACUACAACAAAUAUUGUUGAGAUUCUUUUGUGUAUAUUUGUGUUUAGAGCAUACUGUUUGUUUUUUAAAUAUUAUGCCAUUCAUGAUCUCAUGCUCUAUUGAUCUUUGUUGCUUGAUCAUGAACAGUGAAGUGAUUUCUCCAAGUAAACUUUUUAGACACAAACAAAGACCCGCAACAUUCAUGUCUGGUUACCCAAAUGAAUCCACACCUGUCAGCCAAUCAGAAUAGAAAAUGCUCUGUGGCCAUGGUAUAAAGUUAUAUCAUUAUGUUUUCGGGUUAUCCAUAUGUACGUCUGUAUGAUAUCUCAGGAGCACCAGAGGGAGUUUCCUCAAAUAUGGACAAAAGUCUACUACUAAAGGGUGAACUUAUUAGCAUUUGAUGGUCAACGGUCACUGAAUUCACAUACCAACUAUGACGAUAUCACUCAAAAGGAUGCAAGGACAUUUUGGACAGACAUGGUUGUAAACUGCAACUUCCCUGUUUGGCAGAGACGAAGAACCCAUUAAUGGUAAUUCUAGUUUGAUACUAGCUGACUAGUAUGAAUACCUAAGUGAUACUUUUAAAGACAUAUUGCCAUGUCUCUCUACAAAAGUUUUGUUUUCAUAUACAAAUUGUUGAAUGCUGUCCAAACGCAAUCAGCUGUACAAUAAGUUUGCCAAAUCAUGAUUUUAAACAAUGGCCAAACUGAUCAGAUAAUAAACAGGAUAACGAGAUGUUUGAUGCCA
This is a messenger RNA of Cyclopterus lumpus (lumpfish), 1800 nucleotides long. Its product is annotated as sesquipedalian-1-like. The transcript has 4 exons. Gene Ontology annotation, biological process: receptor recycling; retrograde transport, endosome to Golgi; endosome organization. NCBI's taxonomy places the organism in Eukaryota, Metazoa, Chordata, Actinopteri, Perciformes, Cyclopteridae. Gene Ontology annotation, cellular component: trans-Golgi network; recycling endosome; early endosome. The record is from RefSeq and is a predicted model, not a curated record. The coding region runs from base 89 to 985 and encodes 298 amino acids.